Messenger RNA from Myotis davidii, 1128 nucleotides. RefSeq names its product actin. NCBI's taxonomy places the organism in Eukaryota, Metazoa, Chordata, Mammalia, Chiroptera, Vespertilionidae. The coding region runs from base 1 to 1128 and encodes 375 amino acids. The record is from RefSeq and is a predicted model, not a curated record. The transcript has 8 exons.
AUGAGCGUGCCCAUCAUCUGUGACUUCGGCUCCGGCUCCAGCAAGGUGGGCUUUGCAGGGGCAAAGGUGCCCCUGGCCGUCUUCCCCACCGUCCUCGGCAAGUUCCGGCACCUCAGAGACGACCUGAUGGUGGGGCUGGACAGGAAAGUCUGGUUCAUCGGCGAUGAGGUUCAGGAGCAGCAAGAGAAACUCAACCUGGUGUACCCCCUCUCGCGGGCCACGGUCACCAACUGGGACCACAUGGAGAAGAUCCUGUUUGAGACCUUCAACGUGCCCGCCCUGUACCUGGUCAACCAAGGGGUCCUGUCUCUCUUCUCCUCCGGCCUGACCUCUGGAACAAUCAUUGAAUCUGGAGACGGGAUGACACACUUUGUGCCCAUCAUCGAGGGCUAUCCGCUGCGCCAGUCGACCAUGCAGAUGGAGGUGGCAGGCCAGGACAUAACCCUGUACCUCAUGCAGCUGCUGUCCCAGAAGGGGAACUCUCUGGUGGGCAUAGGCGACCGGGAGUACAUCCGGGACCUGAAAGAGAAGUGCUGCUACGUGGCUUUGAACUUCGACAAGGAGAAGGCGGCAGCCCCCUUGCUGACCCGGGCAUGGACGCACCAGCUGCCGGACGGCCGGGAGAUCGACCUCGGGCAGGAGAUGUUCCUCUGCAUGGAGGUGCUUUUCCAGCCGGACCUCAUAGGCGACCGGGAGUACAUCCGGGACCUGAAAGAGAAGUGCUGCUACGUGGCUUUGAACUUCGACAAGGAGAAGGCGGCAGCCCCCUUGCUGACCCGGGCAUGGACGCACCAGCUGCCGGACGGCCGGGAGAUCGACCUCGGGCAGGAGAUGUUCCUCUGCAUGGAGGUGCUUUUCCAGCCGGACCUCAUAGGGAGGAACAGCCUGGGCGCCCACAUGAUCGCCUUCCGCAGUGUCAGCUCCUGCAGCACCCGCCAGCAGAGAACCCUCUUCGGGAGCGUGCUGCUGUCCGGAGGCACCGGUGUGUCCACCUGCCCCUGCUCCGUGUACAGUGCCUGGAUGGGCGGCUCCGUGCUGUGCUCACUCUCUACCUUCAAGGACAUGUGGGUCAGCAGUGACGACUACAAGGAAGAGGGCCCCUCUGCCGUCAGUAGGAAGUCCUUCUGA